GCAUAUGCGCGACCCUGGUCGACCUCGAAGAUCGCUACUCGACUAGACUCGACUAGACUCGGUACAGAGCUCAGAAUAGGCUAUGAAUGAUCAGUAACAAUGGCUGAGAAGAAAGAAGAGGAUAACUCAUUGACUGAUGCCAUCUUAACCAAGUAUGGAAACAUGGAAUCAGGUCUUCAUGACAUGGGAAAAGUUCAAGUCUAUUUCAGUGCUCCAGCCAAGAAAAUACAAUCAUCAAAAGAUGACACGAUGGAUCUCAAACUUCCCAGAAUCUUGGUCCUGAAUCGAUACAAGAUCAGAAAUGCUGGAAAUGAAGAAAGAUUAGCUGAGCUCUGUAAAUGUGUUACAGAGCUGGACUUGGCUGAGAAUGCUUUAGAUAACUGGAAAGAGAUCCUGAAAAUUGCCGGUCAGCUUCCAAGCUUAGAAUUCUUCAACCUCAGCUCAAAUCCAUUACACCUAGCCACACCCUUAGCAACACCCUUAGCAACCACCAGUAGUCUUGUCAACAUGGAGAAUAUACAGAGAUUGGUGUUAAACAAUACCAAACUACACUGGGAGUCCAUACACAGUCUGCUUACAGUCAUGCAAAGGUUGAAGGAGCUUCAUCUCAGUCUGAAUGAGUUUAGCAGUGUUUCAUCAGGCGACUGCACUCAUACCAAUCUCAAGCUACUUCAAUUCAAUAAUAAUCAAGUGAAGGAGUGGGAAGAUGUGAAGAAGCUUGGUGCAAUGUUCCCUGGCCUAGAAACACUCAUACUCAUGGCGAACCCUAUCACGAGACUAGGAGCUCGUCCUGGAGAGGCGUUCCCUAAUCUGAAGGUGGUGUGUCUGAGCGAGACAUUGGUAGAGUCAUGGGAUGAACUAGACAAGUUGAAUGAAUUCCCAUCUCUGAAAGAAGCCCUGGUGAAAGGAAUUCCCUUGCUAUGUGUAACAGGGAAGGGGGAUAAAGCAGAGAAGCAGAUCAGACAGCUGGCUGUUGCUAGGUUAGGCAAGCUGGAGAGUCUCAAUAGAAGUGUUAUUACAGAGCCAGAGAGGGAGCAAGCAGAGAGACUGUUUAUUAGACAGUUCAGACAUAGUGAUGUCAGACCUACUAGGUAUGAUGAGCUGAUUGCUAAACAUGGACACAUUCAAGAGCUUGCCAAGGUCGAUUUAACUCCACGAACUACAUUCAACUGUAAGAUCACUUAUGAUGAUACAUCCUAUGACAUCAUCGUCAAUGUGAAGGAUAAUGUUAAGCAGCUCAACAAGCAAAUCAGAGCCAUCGUCGGUCUACCAACAAACAAAUUCCGCACAUAUUUUAUUUCUACCGAUCCAACACACUUGAAUAAUAACGAGUGGCUUCGCUACCCAAAUCGUUUCUUGCAUAAUUACAAGAUUGGUGAUGGUGAUACUUUUGAUAUUGGCCCUGCAUAGAGAAACUUUUUAAUUGAAGAUCUGGAUACUGGCUACUACUAGAAGCUGUCACAGGUUAAAUUUAUAGCAUGAGUUAUUUUGUCAAGUUCAAGGCUCUGUAACACAAAGCUUAGGAAUUGAUCGUACAAUUGAUUUCUCGAUUGAUUUUUGCGAUUGAUUUUUGCGAUUGGUCGCACAUAGUGAUCAAUUGCUAAGCUUUGUGUUAUGGAGCCUUGAAAUCUAGAGCUAGAUAGCUAUGAAUUUAACUUUUCAUUUGUAUGUUUACGGUACAUGAGUUGUUCAUUGUUGUGCUUACAGAGGGGUAAUUUCAGCUGAUAUUGGAGUACUCAUCGCAUUGAUUACUGAAUUUUCUCUUUUUCCUCGGCCUAAUAAAGGGAUCAUCCAAUUGAUGUACGUGAUGGUUGGGUUCAUUUAGGAAUGUCUCCUAAUAAAGUGACAGAUUCCUUGAAGAGAUGGGUCAUGAGAAAGGUCUUAUUCCAAGCAUAUGGUAUCAGAGCAAGCUUGUAUGCAAGAGAAUUAACAUCUCGACUAUGAAGCAUUAUGAAGCACGAUAGAGAGUAAGCUUGGGGUUACUAUCACAAAUGCCUUGUUGUUGUUUCUGUCUCAGCUUGUGAUUUUAUGACCAUUGGACCAUAAUACCCUGUUACCCUUGACUGCCAUACAUUUAAAUCAAAAUCUUUUUUUCAGCUAAUGGUGCUACCAAGAUAGAAUGAGCUGAGAAGAGAAGAAAUAAUUAUUUCAGAUGUAUGAAUUUUAAACAUGUUUUGAAACUUUUGAAACGAUAUAUCUGUCCAUUUGAUGUGCAAUAAUUGACUUGCAUUUAUGAAAAUUAAUAUAUAUUAAAUUGUGUAUAAGCUCA
Messenger RNA from Strongylocentrotus purpuratus (purple sea urchin), 2269 nucleotides. Its product is annotated as tubulin-specific chaperone cofactor E-like protein. The transcript is spliced from 6 exons. The record is from RefSeq and is a predicted model, not a curated record. The coding region runs from base 100 to 1410 and encodes 436 amino acids. NCBI's taxonomy places the organism in Eukaryota, Metazoa, Echinodermata, Echinoidea, Camarodonta, Strongylocentrotidae.